Molecule: messenger RNA, 1095 nt
Organism: Paramisgurnus dabryanus
Lineage: Eukaryota; Metazoa; Chordata; Actinopteri; Cypriniformes; Cobitidae
Gene: nrbf2a
Product: nuclear receptor binding factor 2a
Biological process (GO): autophagy
Source: RefSeq, a predicted model, not a curated record
ACAACAGUCGCCUGUUUAUAUGAAGUUGCGCAAGAUGUACGGUCUGUGUGUUUGCUGUCUGGUUUGAGUUCUUUAGACAAAACACAAAAGUAAAACAUUGUCAAGCUAGUGACUGAAAUCUAAAUGGAGGUAAUGGACAGCCCUCUCAAUCGUGCUCAUCUUUAUGGUCGAAAGGCAGAUCGGUUUGUAACUAAAGGAAAAUAUGAUGAGGCAAUUUUGUGUCACUGUGAGGCGGCAGAGCUCUUGAAAGAGGCCUUAUCAAUGACAAAGAGUAAACAGGUAAGGCUGUCUUUAGUGCUUCAGAGAGACAGACAUCUACAACAGCACCGACUUAUCCUGGUGAGUAGCAGACAAGCUAAACUCAAAGGAAGGACCAUGGUCAGCUCACCUGUGUCAGUGGCCCUCAAUUUGGACUUGACCAUAAUGUCUAGUCAACAUGAACCUCCGCUUGGCUGGAAGACAGCAAAAGAUGAUAAAGCUCGACUGGAGGAGCAGAGCACCUCCAUCGCUGACUUGUGGAAGCUUGUGGCUGUCCUGCUAAAGGAGAACGAGCAAUUAUUGGAGGAACAUGAGAAACUGUGGGUGGAGAACGCUCGACUGAAGAGAGACCUUUAUGAGGAGCAUCAGAGUCCCUUACCUUCUCUACCUGAGCCUGCGCAGAUGCUUUCACCGCUGGGUGUGAACCUUCAGGAUAGGAUCAGAUUGUUGUGGGAACGAGCAAACGGGAGCUACAUGUAGUCCUGCAUACUUGAUGAAUGAAAGGUUCCACUAAAAGUAUUAUGUAGCAUUGACGUUAGCAUCAUGUACUAUAGUUUUUAAAGGUGCAGUGUGUAAAUUUAAGCUGCAUCUAGUGGUGAGGUUGUGAAUUGCAACCAACGGCUCAGUCCACUGCUCGCCCCUCGCUUUUGAAACGUAUAGAGAGAAACCGGAGAAACAUGUCACCGGAGAAACAUGUCAUCGUCGGAGACAACUUAGUAAAAAAAGUUUGUCCGUUAAGGGCUUCUGUAGAAACAUGGCAGCACAAAAAGGCUACUUCCACAUAAGGGGACCCUCAGUGUAUGUAAGUUAAUAAAAACAUAACGGUUCAUUAUGAAA